Messenger RNA from Enterobius vermicularis (human pinworm), 1281 nucleotides. NCBI's taxonomy places the organism in Eukaryota, Metazoa, Nematoda, Chromadorea, Rhabditida, Oxyuridae. The record is from the annotation of a GenBank genome assembly.
AUGAAGUGCGGUACCGGAAAAGACUCCGUUAUACUGCACGUUGCAGUUGUUGGAUUCCAUCAUAAGAAGGGAUGUCAGAUAGAGUACUGUUAUCCGCCACUUAGUGAUGACGGUAGUGUACCGUUAUUAUGGCAGAAUCUUCCAACGUUAGCACUUCCUGAUGGUGCACAUAAUGUGGAACAAGAUAUUAUUUACUUCCUCCUACCCUCGUUGGAUAAUCCCAAUCGGACAGUGUUCGGAAUAUCAUGUUACCGACAGAUUCAAGCCGAAGAAUUGAUCAAUAGACCAAAUGAAGUAACCAGGAAUACUGUCCAGAAAAGCGUUUGUGUGAUAUCUACAUUACCUUUAUUUGGCGUACUUACUGCCAAGCUAGAAUUAAUUACCAGAGUUUAUUUUAAUGAAAGAGAUUUUGAGAAGGUGGAGGUUUUGUCACAGAUGUAUAGCAAUUUGUGUGACUUAUUCACCGUCGAUAACAUAGAUGAAGGAGCCGCUUCAAUGGAUAUUUCUACAAGAUCUCUCAUAAUAUGUUUUAAACACCGUUUCUUAACAUUGCUCAAACUUCUCUUGCUCGAAAAAAGAGUAAGUUGCGAUUUAAAUAUAUUUGGUUUUCGAAACCAGGGUGCGCUCUUUCAUCCAUACUUGAGUAUCAGCUAUCUUGACGUUAUACGUUCGGUGAAUACUCGUGCUUAUUGUAUAGGAGCAACAAAUGCACUUUUUGUGCAACGUCGAGACACUAUCGAUGUUAUUGUUACGAUCAGUGAGAGUGGAGAAGGUGUCAUUGAUAUAGUAAAUGACGAACUAAAGAAGACCUUGUCACUGACAGCAGCGGAUUUACGUUUUGCCGACUUCAUAAUAAAAGGAGUUCAAGCAAAUAUUAGUGCGGCAGAUUGGGAUGGUAGUGAUGACUGGGUUCGGCUUCAGACUCGUGCUUACUUACUGUCAUUGAUUGCUUCUGCGAGAAGUAAUCUUAAAGAAGUAUGUGCUGAUUUUAAUGACUCUUUUAUUGCCGAGUGGAAGUUAACUAAUAACUUCCGAAUUUGGUCGAGUGGCGACUAUCCGGAUCUCUCUAGUACUGUUCCUGGUCAUCCUUUCGCGGGAGCGACCGGAGUGUCAGACGUACUUCUCAAAGUUCAACAUUCGGGGAUUCCUGACGGAGGAAGGCGUCUGCUGACUGCUGUCACUUCUACAGGGAAAUAUUUUUCUGAGAGGGGUAUGAAAGUGAAAUCAAGUAUUUCUUCAUGGUUUCAGGGCAGUGGGACAUCAAAAACAGGUGCCUCGUAG